Molecule: messenger RNA, 516 nt
Organism: Lodderomyces pseudojiufengensis
Lineage: Eukaryota; Fungi; Ascomycota; Pichiomycetes; Serinales; Debaryomycetaceae
Exons: 1
Coding region: 1-516 (171 amino acids)
Molecular function (GO): RNA binding
Source: RefSeq, a predicted model, not a curated record
AUGUCAGAAGAACAGGAAAAAACUCAAACAAAGCCAAGAUCAGAAGAAACUGAAGAGGAAAGAGCAGAAAGAUUAGCUAAACAAGAAGAAGUAGAUUCAAGAUCAAUUUAUGUUGGUAAUGUAGAUUAUCAAUCUACUCCAGAACAAUUAGAAGAAUUUUUUCAUGUUGUUGGGAUAAUUGAAAGAGUCACCAUCUUAUUUGAUAGAUUCUCAGGAUUACCAAAAGGUUAUGCAUACGUUGAAUUUGAAAAACCAGAGAGCGUAUCAAAAGCUGUUGAAGAAUUACAUGGUAAAACUUUUAGAGGUAGAGAUGUUAGAGUUACUGAAAAAAGAACAAAUUUACCUGGGUUUAGGAAAAGAGGAAAUGAUUUUAGAGGUAGAGGUAGGGGAUUUAGAGGAAGAGGAAGAGGUGGGUACAGAGGUAGAGGUGGAUACAGAGGUGGAAGAGGUGGUUACAAUAAAUCUAAUAAUGAAAAUGGUAACUCCGCAGCCACUACAGAAGCUGCUGCAGAAUAA